Messenger RNA from Diaporthe amygdali, 1035 nucleotides. RefSeq lists its product as uncharacterized. The record is from RefSeq and is a predicted model, not a curated record. The transcript has a single exon. NCBI's taxonomy places the organism in Eukaryota, Fungi, Ascomycota, Sordariomycetes, Diaporthales, Diaporthaceae. The coding region runs from base 1 to 1035 and encodes 344 amino acids. Gene Ontology annotation, molecular function: oxidoreductase activity, acting on single donors with incorporation of molecular oxygen, incorporation of two atoms of oxygen; iron ion binding.
AUGCGUUACACUGCUAUCAUCGCCGGUGCUGUGGCUGCUGGAGUCGUCUCUGCCCAUGGAAACCUCGAACAGGAAAUUGCAGUGCGUCGGGCUAUGCUCCAGCACACCUCGCGUAAUCUCGAGCACUGCUCAGCGAAGCUCAAGACCCGUGGACUUGAGGACCGCGCUGUUGAGCGCCGUGCCAGGAAGAGGGAUGAGUUGAUCAAGAAGCGCGACAUCAAGGCUCGUGACCUCGCCACUGUCCUUGCCACCGACCACAACGAAACAGACACUGGCUUCACACUCAACACGGCCGAAUCGGAUGUCUUCGCGUCCUAUACUUCUUGCAUCUUGACCGCUGAGGGAGAGAGUGGCCCUUACUACGUCGCUGGAGAAUACGUCCGCGAGGACCUCGUUGAUGACCAGGAGGGCGUCCCUGUCCACUAUGACUUCCAGGUCAUUGAUGUAAACACUUGUGAGCCCAUCGUCGGCUCCUACUUCGAGAUCUUCAGCUGCAACGCGACUGGAGUGUACUCUGGAACGACCAACACCGGCAAUGGCAACACGAAUGACACCUCGGUGCUCGACAAGACCUUCCUCCGCGGCCUUCAGCCGACUGACGAGGAGGGCGUCGCCUCGUUCAACACUCUCUUCCCAGGCCACUAUGCCGGCCGCGCCAUCCACAUCCACACCAUCCUCCACGAAAAUGCCACUGUCCGUGAGAACGGCACUGUUUACGAUCUCACCGCCUCGCACAUCGGCCAGACCUUCUGGGACCAGUCCGUCCGCGACCAAGUGGAGCUGCUCUACCCCUACAACACCAACACCCAGUCUAAUCUCCCCAACUCCGAGGACCGGGUCAUCGCCUCCGAGACGGAGACCAACGGAACCACCGACCCCUUCUUCAACUACGUCCAGCUCGGUGACAGCAUCCAGGACGGCUUCCUGGCAUGGAUCGUCCUUGGUGUCAACACUAGCCUCAGCACCUCUACCAUCUCUCCUGCUGCUGAGUACUACGCCUCUGGUGGCGUUGAGGUGUCUGUUACCGAGUUCUAA